Polyodon spathula (Mississippi paddlefish) is the source of this 4413-nucleotide messenger RNA. RefSeq names its product integrin alpha-V-like. Gene Ontology annotation, cellular component: integrin complex; external side of plasma membrane. Gene Ontology annotation, molecular function: integrin binding. The record is from RefSeq and is a predicted model, not a curated record. Bases 369 to 3497 code for a protein of 1042 amino acids. The transcript has 30 exons. Lineage: Eukaryota; Metazoa; Chordata; Actinopteri; Acipenseriformes; Polyodontidae. Gene Ontology annotation, biological process: angiogenesis; integrin-mediated signaling pathway; cell-cell adhesion.
CUGUACUUAACUAAUAAGUCCACAGCUCUGUGGGUUUGUCAUGACAGGCGUUUGUAACUGGAGAGGGAAAAAACAUUGCAAAAAUAAGUCGACACAAGCGAGACCUCUUCAGCAGACGAAUAUGUAAAUUAUUAAAUUUAAAAUGGAUGUUGUGGUUUAUCUGUCUGGCACUGGUAGAAAGUAUUAAUCUGUAGGCUGAGAGUGUGAAAUUGUGGCUCAUUAAAUGCUCACUGUAACGAAGGGACUACAGUCAAAGAGGAGAUCAUACAUUCUGUUUCUGGCUGUACUGAUUUGAGCUUUAUUAUAAUUUUUUUUUUUUUUUUUUUUAAUACAGAAGAAAGAAUAUAAAACAAUUAAAAAACUAAAACAUGGAGCGACUUUGUCGCGAAUCCCGUUUAUCGUUGUCUCUGGUUUUGUUGUUUAUUUCUCGCUGUGCUUCUUUCAAUUUGGAUACGAAUAGUCCUUCUGUUUUUUUGGGACCCGAUGGAAGUUAUUUUGGCUUCUCGGUGGAUUUCUUCAAACCUGACGAGAAACAGUUAAACGUUUUAAUUGGUGCUCCUAAGGCCAAUACCACACUUUCAAAAGUUGUGGAGAGGGGAGCAGUGUACAGUUGUCCGUGGCAAUCAAGCAGUACCUGUCAGCAAGUGCAGUUUGACAGUACAGAUGACCGAUACAAUCUAAACGGUGAGCAGAUGGAGUUCAAGUCUAACCAGUGGUUUGGAGCCACCGUGAGAUCUAAGGGUGAUCAGAUUUUGGCCUGUGCUCCUCUCUACCAAUGGAGAACAUUCGGGACAGCAGAAAGAGAACCCGUGGGGACCUGUUACCUAAAAAGGGGGAACACCAUUGUUGAGUAUUCACCUUGCAGAACAGAUAAAAACAAUCCAGAAGGACAAGGUUUUUGUCAAGCAGGAUUUAGCAUUGACUUUGUAAAGGACAAUCGCGUUGUUGUUGGAGGGCCUGGUAGUUUUUACUGGCAAGGUCAACUGAUUUCUGAUCUGAUUCCUCAGAUUGUGAAUAAAUAUAAUAAGGAUUCCUAUUACACAACGUAUGAUAGUCAACUGACUACCAAGCCAGCAAGUGCUGCGUUUGAUGACAGCUACUUAGGCUAUUCAAUAGCUGUUGCAGACUUUAAUGGUGAUGGAAUAGAUGAUUUUGUGACUGGUGUUCCCAGAGGAGCUCGAGCUCUUGGUUAUGUGACGAUUUUCAGUGGCACAACUAUGGAGUCUCUCGUUAAUUUCACCGGAGAGCAGAUGGCAGCUUACUAUGGGCAUUCUGUUGCUGCCGUUGACAUUAAUAAUGAUGGUCUUGCAGAUCUCUUUAGUGGAUCCCCUCUCUUCAUGGACCGUGGGUCUGAUGGGAAGCUCCGAGAGGUUGGUCAGGUGUACAUCUAUCUGAGAGACAGCCCAGUCUCCUUCACAAAGAAAACACAGAAGCUGACAGGGACUGAGAUCUACGCUAGAUUUGGCAGCUGUGUUGCACCCCUCGGGGACCUCGAUCUUGAUGGCUUUAAUGAUAUUGCAAUUGCUGCUCCUUAUGGAGGGACAGACAACAAAGGACUUGUCUAUAUCUACAAUGGACGCGCUUCAGGACUGAACCCAACACAAUCCCAGGUCCUGGAAGGGAGAUGGGCUUCCACCAGCAUGCCACCCAGCUUUGGAUACUCCAUGCACGGAGCCACAGAUAUAGAUCUGAAUGGAUACCCAGAUCUGAUCGUCGGUGUUUUUGGAGCUGAUAAAGCUGUCCUGUACAGAGCUAGGCCAGUUAUCAGUGUUAAUGCCACCUUGGAUGUCACCCCUCCAAUCCUCAACCCGGAUGAUAAACGAUGCACUUUGCCUGGUUCAUCCGUUACAGUAUCUUGUUUUAAAGUAAAAUUCUGCUUAAAGGCAAAUGGGAAAGGAGCUCCGAACACCCUAAAUUUUCAGGUGGAGUUACUUUUGGACAAACUCAAACAGAAAGGCGCUAUAAAGAGGGUACUGUUCCUACACAACAGGAUGUCCUCCCAUACAAAAAACAUGUCUGUAACGAAUGGCAAGGGACCUGCCUGUGAAGAACUGGAUGCUUAUUUACAAGAUGAGACAGAGUUCAGAGACAAAAUUACGCCAAUCACUAUCUUCAUGGAAUACAGACUGGAUUAUAAAACCGCUGCAGAUAAAACCGGACUCUUGCCAAUUUUGGACCAGUUUACUCCAGCUAAUAUUACCAAGCAGGCGCACAUUUUACUGGACUGUGGUGAGGAUAAUAUAUGUAAACCAGAGCUGAAGCUGUCAGUAAAAAGUGACCAAUCACAGAUAUACAUUGGCGAUGACAACCCCCUGACACUUGAGGUAACGGCAGAGAACAGAGGAGAGGGAGCCUAUGAAGCUGAGCUCUAUGUGUAUAUGCCACCCCAAGCUGACUUUAUUGGUGUGGUUCGAAACAGUGAGAAGUUAGCAAGAUUGUCUUGUGCAUAUAAGACUGAGAAUCAGACUCGUCUGGUUGUCUGUGACCUUGGAAAUCCAAUGAAAGCAGGAACAAAUCUUGUGUCUGGUCUGCGAUUCAGUGUUCAUCAGCUGUCUGAACAGGAUACUUCAGUGAAGUUUGAUUUAAAGAUCCAGAGUUCCAACUUAUUUGAUAACACCAGUCCCGUGGUGUCCAGUGUGACUACUCUUGCUGUGCUAGCCAAAGUUGAAAUAAGAGGAGUUUCCACCCCUGAUCAGCUCUUUCUUCCUAUUGCUAACUGGCAGCCCAAAGAAAACCCAAUGAUAGAGGAUGAUAUCGGACCUCUUGUCCAGCACAUCUAUGAGCUUCGAAACAAUGGCCCAAGUACCUUCAGUAAGGCAAUACUAGAUCUGGAGUGGCCUUACAAAUACAAAAAUGAGUCCCUGCUUUAUGUUAUUCAAUAUGAGAUCGAAGGACCUAUGAUAUGUACCACAGAUAUGGAAAUCAACCCUCUGAAUAUAACAAUGCCUAAAGUUCCAGAAAAGAAUGACACUACAAGGGAAGAUUCCCGGGAUGAUGGCAGAAACCGCAACCGCCGAGACCUUGGACCUGUCGACGGGGAACUGGAAACUUUGGGCUGUGGCAAAGCAGAGUGUCUGAAAAUCAAGUGCCAGGUUGGCCGCUUGGAGAGAGGAAAGAGUGCCAUCCUGUACAUCAGGUCAAGACUGUGGGCUGCCACUUUUAUGAAGAGUGAAAACCAAAACCAUUCGUACACUCUGAAGUCUUCAGCCACCUUCAAUGUGAUAGAAAUGCCUUAUAAGAACCUUACAUAUGAUUAUCCCUCUAAUAACACAGUGGUUAACACCUCUAUUAUCUGGGUUCUGCCAGAUUCAGCACAGCCAGUCCCAGGCUGGGUCAUUGCACUAGCAGUUCUUGCAGGGCUCCUGCUUUUGGGCUUGUUGAUCUUUGUGAUGUACAAGGUUGGCUUCUUCAAACGUGUGCGCCCCCCACAGGAAGACAGCAUAGAAAAAGAACAACUGCAGCCUCAGGAGAAAGGAGAUGGAGGUGCAGAGGCUUAAUAGCGCUCCAGUAACUUAUUGAGAUUUGUUACAAAUGCCAAACCCUGUCUUUAAGCCUUCCUCACUCCAAGGCAAUGACCACUUCCAUUACUGCACCAUUAGUAAUGUGUGCAAGAGCAAUAUACAAGUGCUUUAGGAGAGAGAUGUUAUCAUAGUAUGCUGUGCGGAGGCAGUCACACUCCAAUAGUCUUCCAUAACUAGUCAUUUUUUUUAUUUUGUGAAAUUGCCAUGUUUGAUUGGAUCUAAAUUUAGAUGUACAAACACUCCAUGCUCAACACAGUGAGAAAAAAAAAAUGAUUUUUUUUUUUUUAUACAACAAAAUGAACGUGUUUUUUUUUUUAUAAUCGGAACAAAAUCAUCACCAACAGAAAAGCUGCAUACUUAUAAAUUGACGGUAUUGGUAAAAUUUGAAUAGCCAUAGAUUUGGCUGUAUCAUAUAUACUCUGUAUGAUAGUGUCUCUGGGAUCGAGGCCUCUGAGCAUGCUCGUAAUACGGAUUACGUUUCUACUUAUUUGUGCUAACGUAGUAUUAUGCAACUCAAUGCACUGAUUUUUAUUUUGAAAAAUGUGUUCCUGUUUAGCAGGAAGACCAUGUUAUAUGCAUAAAAAUACCAGUUACAUAACCUACUUUUUACAAAUGAAAUAACUACUGCAAAUUCUUUAUAUCUUCACUUGCAUGGGUGUAAAAGUAGAAGAGGAACACUUUUUUUGUAGAAUGAAAUGUCAGAUUUACUGAUGCUUUGCAACAAAAUAGCAAUACAAUAAAACUUACCAUUUCCAGGGGUAGAUUUCGCCUUUGUGAUUAACUUGUUAAUUCUUGCUGAAUAACCUAUUGCAAUAUUGCACAAGGCUUAAUAGUACUGUAGGUUUUUAAAAAAAAAAAAACAUUUUCAAUUGUUUUAGUAGUGUGUAUAUAU